AUGUCUGAACGCCAAUCCUGCCGCGCCAUGGAGAGGGCUCUCGCCAUCCCGGAGCUCCUGGAGGCCGUCUUGGUCCAAGUCGACAUGAGGACGCUACUGGUCUCGGCGUCCCGUGUGAGCAGGGCGUGGAAGGCGUUACUGGACGAGUCUCCGGCUCUUCAACAAGCCCUCUUCUUCAAGCCUGUGUCUGAUGUGUGUACUGCAGCAAUCCACGGGCUCGAAGAUACCCAUUUCCCGGACGUCCCAAAUGGACCCGCCUUGCCAACUCACAGAGACGCCCGGCUCAUCAACCCUCUUCUCGCAGAGAAAUUUGACAAGUGCUUCUUCGACUUCGGUCCCACGUACUCGUGUCACCGGCGUGCAAACUCCUUCUACGAACUCCCCUGGUCAACGUACCCAAAACCGGUCCAGACAGUCCAGGAGAACUGGGGCGGCUGGACCCAAGUCAGACCGCCUGAGCUCGAUGAGGCGUCGACACGGAUUCUUGCGGAAUCCCGAAGACGAUUUACCCGUCACGGCGCAAGCUGGCGGCGGAUGCUCGUCUCACAGCCGCCGCCUUCGUCACUGGGAUACAUGUGCUUCGACAUCCGAAGCCUCGCGGCGGAAGACCAACGUGUUUCCAGCUCCUUGAUCCAGCCAGGUGUUUUGACGCCGAACACGGGUCUCCGGAUGGGAGAGCUGUAUGACGUCGUCCAGCACGGCGCCGGGCACCACGGGCGUCACUCGUUCUGGUUCAGGGUCCUCUGGGGCCGGCCGACCGGGCAGUUUGCGUUCACGCACGUACGGGACACGUUUGAGCGGCUGAUGGCGCGGACGAGCGUUGUCGUGGAGUUUAUGCACGCUGACGACUAUUCUCUCCCGAACCACCCAAAGGAUCCGGCGGACGUCGGUGUGUUUGAUGCGGCCUUCCGGUGUGAGGAAAGUCGCGAGGUAAGGAUUGAGACCGAGGAAACGGGGGCGGAGGACGCCGAGUUCCCUGACUUCCACCCGGCGUAUGUGAUAUGGCACUGGGCUUUGACGGAUAGCGAGAGGGCGGCUUAA
This is a messenger RNA of Colletotrichum higginsianum IMI 349063, 1041 nucleotides long. RefSeq names its product F-box domain-containing protein. NCBI's taxonomy places the organism in Eukaryota, Fungi, Ascomycota, Sordariomycetes, Glomerellales, Glomerellaceae. The coding region runs from base 1 to 1041 and encodes 346 amino acids. The record is from RefSeq and is a predicted model, not a curated record. The transcript has a single exon.